GUUGAGGAUGAUGGCGAAUUCUGGAUGACGUUUGAAGAUUUCAGCAAAUAUUACACGGACAUCAUCAUGUGUAGACUCAUAAACACGUCCUAUUUGAGCAUUCACAAGACUUGGGAGGAGUCUGUACUGCGGGGGGCUUGGAUAAGGCAUGAUGACCCUCUAAAGAACCGGUCAGGGGGCUGUCUCAAUAACAGGACAACCUUUCUCCAGAACCCCCAGUUUGUGUUCGAUGUAAAGAAACCAGAGGAUGAAAUUCUCAUCUGCCUACAACAGAAAACCAAACGGACCACACGGAAAGACGGGAAAGCGGAAAACCUAGCUAUUGGUUUUGAUGUGCUUAGGGUGAGAUUUAUAUCCUCUUAUCUUCCUUUCUGUAAGGAAAACAAAUCGCAUACACUUUGGGGGCUCGGUCAGGUGCGUUCAGGCAUUUGA
Molecule: messenger RNA, 432 nt
Organism: Staurois parvus
Lineage: Eukaryota; Metazoa; Chordata; Amphibia; Anura; Ranidae
Source: the annotation of a GenBank genome assembly